Molecule: messenger RNA, 360 nt
Organism: Helobdella robusta
Lineage: Eukaryota; Metazoa; Annelida; Clitellata; Rhynchobdellida; Glossiphoniidae
Exons: 2
Coding region: 1-360 (119 amino acids)
Source: RefSeq, a predicted model, not a curated record
AUGACGAAGACGUCGCUGAAUGUUUCGGGAAUAGUCCAGAAGUUGGCAGUGUUAAAGACUGAAACUUUUGAUAUGCAGUGGGACUAUUACUCAGAUCACUGCCAGCAACUCAACUUGCCUAAUGCUUUUUAUUUUGAAGAAGAUGACAAGGACGAUUAUGAAGGUCUUGGAAAUAUCCUAGAAGAAUUGGAUGUGAACAACAAGUAUUACAAUAUGCAUCAAAGCUAUCCGUUAGGUCAUUCUACACUUAGCAAACUCAAUAUAAAGAAGGCACUUGCUUUAAGUGCCAACAAUAUCAAUAUCAAGAUUACAACGGAUAUCUAUGGCUCAAGGAACCGAAACAACGAAAACUUGGCAUGA